Molecule: messenger RNA, 918 nt
Organism: Diatraea saccharalis (sugarcane borer)
Lineage: Eukaryota; Metazoa; Arthropoda; Insecta; Lepidoptera; Crambidae
Source: the annotation of a GenBank genome assembly
UAUCUCAAAACAAUAUUAUCCCACCGUGGUGCUCGUCAGGUCAGAAAGAUUUUUGUCAAUAUAAAUUUAAAAUAUAUAAUUUACAUAAAAUAUGUAGGAUAAAAUUGAUAAGUAAUUUGGUUAAGAAUCAAAAAUUAGAUUACAAAAAAAAUUAAAGUUAUCUAUCACUCUAAAUAUUUUUAUUGAUAUGAGCUUAAAUUAAGCGACAAAAUGGAUUGAUUUUAUCGAAAGCUUUCAAUACUCAUUGAACAUUUUGAAUUGAUAAUUACAAGGGCCAAAUUGCAAGACAGAUUAAAUAUUUAGAUGGACAAUUUAUAUUCUGAGUUAAUAUGGCUUAAAGCAAUCCAAAGAAAAUUAAAAAAAAAAUCAGAGAAAAGUACAGUUGACAAAUGGCAAUAUAUACUUCAAAAUGCAUAUGAUGACAGCUUCCUUACCAAAUGUAAAAAAAAAAAAAUUUCUUAUUUAUUCUCUAUUCCCGCCACUUCAGCUUUAAUUGAGAGAGUUUUUUCAUUAAUUAAUCAGAAGUGGCGAGAAGAGAGAAAUAGAGCAACGAUAAAAUUGAUUAAAAAUGAAUUGUUUAUUUAUUUAAACAUAAAUGUUGAUACGUUAGUUUUGACAAAAAAAGUUGGCAGCCCUACGCAUGACGUCACUUCUUCGAACAUUUUUCGUUUUUCUGACUGACGGAUUAAAUAUAUUUUUUUUUAGCCUGGCAUAAUCUCUAGUUAAAUUAUUUCGUUAUUUGAAUUUCAUUUUAUGAAGAGAUAAUAAUUAUUCAAUUACAAUAUCACAUGACUAAGUAACUGAAUGGCUCGCAUGCCGGAUUCAGUGUUGCCAUUUUUAUUGGCUGAUUUACACGGAUUAAGUAGAUAAGUAGUUAACUAAAUUGUUAAAUCAAUUUUAAGUGUUUAAUUUGUGUUU